Maniola jurtina (meadow brown) is the source of this 3605-nucleotide messenger RNA. It is a transcript of the gene FDL, whose product is annotated as probable beta-hexosaminidase fdl. Gene Ontology annotation, cellular component: membrane. Gene Ontology annotation, molecular function: beta-N-acetylhexosaminidase activity. The record is from RefSeq and is a predicted model, not a curated record. Bases 846 to 2753 code for a protein of 635 amino acids. Gene Ontology annotation, biological process: carbohydrate metabolic process; glycosaminoglycan metabolic process; ganglioside catabolic process. NCBI's taxonomy places the organism in Eukaryota, Metazoa, Arthropoda, Insecta, Lepidoptera, Nymphalidae. The transcript has 5 exons.
UACCACCUAAACCUAAACUUUUAUGACACCGCUUAUCACUACGGUUAUUUAAUUCGUAAUUUCAGUUGACAUCCAUGGUUACAUAAAAUUAAACUAUCAAUUUUAUCUUUCUUAUCUGUAUGCUGUGUUACUUCAGUUCAGAUUCGUGGUCUGUGCUUCAGUUGUCAGAUUGAGUAAUUUUUAUUACCUGUCUGUGGCAGCUGCUUUGAUUUUUUCGUAGACUUUUCAAAUCGUAAUGCUAAAAUCUGAAAUAAAAAAUAUUUCCGGGAUAAAUAAAGUGAGGUGUCUGAAUAAAAGAUAAAACAAAACUAAAGAAAUAAUUUUCAUUUUUGUUUUGUUUUGAGAAUUAAGGUUAGUUAGGCUGUCAAAUUGUGAAUUCGAUGUUUUGAAUAUUCCAAAUUCCAAAUUUAAAAAUACCUAAAUCUGUGUUAAAACUUAAAAUAUUAAAUAAACACAAAUUAUUUAAAUCCCAAAACUCGUACUGAAACGUAAUAUGCGUUAACUGCGCUUUGAUAAAAAACGUUCGGUGUUUGUUUUAUAAUAAUAUUGUGUUACAAUCUGACAUCGUAAUACAGUAGUUUUGGUGAGUUGUGCGAUUAUUAAUUUAGAUAAAGCGAACUCAGUACGAAGGUCUGCUUUUUAUAAUAGUUUUGUGAAAUUUCUCUGCUGCCCGCAUCAAUAUAAGGACGGGAAGUAAAAUUCACAUAGAGAUUGAGUCUAUGUGAAUCGAGGCGUAAUGUGACACGUCACACGUAUGAAAUAAUGAUCCCGUCUAUGCGUUAAUGAAACGAAACAAACGAACCCUGACUUUACUUAUUGUAAUGUUGAAGGGCGUCCGCUAGAAGAUGAAGUGGUGGGGGGAAGCGCUGGGUCGGAGCGCGUGGGCGCACUUGUCGCGCGUGGGGCGGCUGCGGCGCGCGCUGCUGCUGCUGGCCGCCGCCGCGUGCACGGCCGCGGCGCUGCUCUACUGGCGGCAGCAGACCGACGACGACGCGCACAGACCCUUGCACUCGCUAUAUGCAAAUGUCGCUCCUCAAUGGUCAUGGAUUUGCCGGAAUGAUCGCUGCGAGAGGUUCCUUGCAACAGAAACCCCAAUAUUGCAGUCUCUUCCAACCUGCAACAUGCUGUGUGCUUCUACCCAACUGUGGCCGCAGCCCACCGGUCCCGUCAGCCUGGCCACCGCCGCAGCGCACGUGCGAUCCAACAGCUUCUCCUUACAAGUGAUCUCAUCCCCUUCUCGGGAACUAAAAGACCAUCUCGUUGACGCCUUCAAUUUAAUGGUCGAAGACUUGAAAUCCCUGGAGAGAAAUGCAGGCAUAGAGAACAGGAGAUCUAGCACCGGUACUCCUCACGAUGUACUCGUUAGGGUCACAGUCAAUGGCACCGCUGAUCCACGAAUGCGACAAGACACCGACGAAACCUACAAAUUGACUCUCCGACCUGCCGGUAACUCGCUCAUGGUCGACAUAACUGCGCGCUCGUUCGUCGGCGCUCGACAUGGCUUCGAAACUCUAUCCCAACUAGUCUGGCUAGACCCCUACGCUGCGUCACUUCUAAUCCUCGAAGCGGCAACUGUAGAGGACGGACCGCGAUUCCGGUAUCGAGGACUUCUGUUGGACACGGCACGAAAUUACUUCCCCGUGAGUGAUAUACUGCGAACUAUCGACGCCAUGGGUGCGUGCAAAAUGAACACAUUUCAUUGGCACGUCAGCGACUCCCAAUCGUUUCCACUAAGAUUGAACAGCGCGCCGCAGUUGGCGCAGCACGGUGCGUACGGCCCGGGAGCCGUGUACACGACAGAUGAUGUGAGAACUAUAGUCCGAAGAGCUAGGUUGCGUGGAAUCCGCGUGUUAAUCGAAGUAGAUGCACCAGCGCACGUCGGUAAAGCCUGGACCUGGGGUCCGAUGGCGGGGCUAGGUCACUUAGCGCACUGUGUCGAAGUAGAACCCUGGAGCACGUACUGCGGCGAACCUCCUUGUGGGCAGCUCAACCCGCGAAACCCUAACGUCUACGCGAUUCUAGAACGCAUAUACGCCGAGAUCAUUCAAUUGACGGGGGUCGAUGAUAUAUUCCAUCUGGGGGGCGAUGAGGUAUCAGAACGCUGUUGGGCACAACAUUUCAACGACACGGAUCCAAUGGAGCUAUGGUUUGACUUUACAAAGCGCGCAAUGCAUGCCCUCGAGCGCGCCAAUGGUGGUAAGCUGCCGGAGUUGACGCUGCUUUGGUCGUCACGCUUAACCCACACGCCGUACCUCGAGCGUCUUGACAAAAAGCGAUUCGGUGUGCAGAUAUGGGGUUCGUCGCGGUGGCCGGAGUCUCGGGCGGUGUUGGACGCGGGCUACCGCUCUAUCCUAUCGCACGUGGACGCGUGGUACUUAGAUUGCGGGUUCGGCUCGUGGCGCGACAGCUCCGACGGGCACUGCGGGCCGUAUCGUUCGUGGCAGCAGAUCUACGAACACCGGCCGUGGAUAGAGGAGAUGCCGGGGCUGGCCACGGGCGUGGAGCCGUGGCGGGUGGACGGCGGCGCAGCGUGCCAGUGGACCGAGCAGCUGGGCUCCGGGGGGCUCGACGCGCGAGUGUGGCCGCGCACGGCCGCGCUCGCGGAGCGGCUGUGGUCGGACCGCGCGGAGGGCGCCACGGCGGACGUUUACUUAAGAUUGGACACUCAAAGAGCUCGGUUACUAGCUAAAGGCAUCCACGCGGCACCUCUGUGGCCACGCUGGUGUUCUCACAAUCCCCAUGCUUGCCUCUAGCUUUAAACGUGUUCUCUUGAAGGAGGAUGGGAUUUUAUAUCGUGGCUUGUGAACGCCGCGCUGGCGCAUGCCGCUCGCACAAAACUCUAUUUAUGAAAUCUAUAUAUAGGUAGAUACUUAGAUAGCUCGAAAAAGUUUUGUUACUGUACGUUUGGUACGAGUUUUCACCUACGUAGUAUGAGUUUAGUUAGCGAAAACGGAAAUUUUGUGACUUGCAAUUUAUAGAAAGUGUGACUUUAAAAGCAGGGUCUUGAUCAAUUUUAUUCUGACGUUAUAGUGUUUCGUUACUCGAAAUCUAUCAACGUUGUAGAGAUGUGCAAACUUGUACUAAGAGUACUGACUCGAUUCUUCCUUGUUUAUUUAUUUAGGUUUGUUGUACAUAAUAAUUUAUUGUUAUCGAUGUAUGUGACAAUUAGAUAAAGAUUUGUACAGUGCUUUGUAGUUACACUUAUUUAGAUAAAAUUAAUAUAAUUGUUAACUUAAUAACUUUGUAAUAUUUCGUAAUUUAUGCUUAAUUGAGAAACGUACUUGUAAAAUUGAUAUACUGGGAUACUAAAUUAAUAGUAUAAUAAGUAGUAUAGUUAGGACCUAUUUGACUGCCAUUUUAAUCACAAUUUAAUGAUAUUUCCCUGGAAUAAUGCACAAUGUGACAUAAAAUACACACAACCUAAAUCUUUAACCUACGUAGAUAUUACAAAAGAAAAAAGAAAUACUUACCUAUGUUUAUAAAUUAUUAUUAUGUAAAAUAAUAGACAUUAUUAGAGGCAUUUUUUCGGUAAGUGAAAAGUACAAGAUCAGUCUGAAAGAGGGUUUUAGCUGAAAAUGGGUAAUAGGCAAUGAUGUUAUAAUAAA